Molecule: messenger RNA, 2081 nt
Organism: Acyrthosiphon pisum (pea aphid)
Lineage: Eukaryota; Metazoa; Arthropoda; Insecta; Hemiptera; Aphididae
Exons: 4
Coding region: 821-1741 (306 amino acids)
Biological process (GO): protein sumoylation; double-strand break repair via homologous recombination
Cellular component (GO): Smc5-Smc6 complex; nucleus
Molecular function (GO): SUMO ligase activity; zinc ion binding
Source: RefSeq, a predicted model, not a curated record
UUGGUCUGUUUCGUUCUAGUAACCAGAACCGUGGUUGUUUUUGUUUAUACUAUUGCCGUUAUCGUUAUCACAAUUCACGACUUAUCAUGAUUAAUUUUUUUUAUGUCUUACACCACGACCACGGUUAAACAAAAUACCGCACUAAACCAAGCGCUCGCGAAUUUCUACGUUUUCAACGUUUCAAACGUUGGCGUUCGUUCUGCAAAACGUUUGCCGCUCCAGAAUUUCCUCUGAAGAAUAUACUUUCGUUACUUUGUUCGGUGUUCUGUAACCACGGUUUAAGAUAUAUCUACAACCAGUACAACUGUGUCUGUAACCUGUAUAUUAUUAUUAUCUUUAAUCGUGGCUUGAAUCGACCAUAGCUGAUAUAUAAUAGAAUUAUUAUUUAUUCAUUAUAUUAUGUCUAUGGAAUCGACGCUCGACGCCGGCACCGGAUUUCGCGCCAAAUGGCCCAAAUGUCGGCCAAUGGACUGUGAAAGAUCUGUGGUUAUAUUGUAAUCACUAAUCUGUAAAUACAGUCUGUAUUCUGUAUUAAUCCAGACUCCAGAGUAGGUAUUCCUAUUAAUAUCCAAUUCUAUCGCCUAUUUUUUGUGAAUCCGCGAAGGUUGGAAUUUCAAUUCGAAAAUCUUUCAUAAUUCUUAUUAUUAAUUAUUAUCCGUGUGUUUAAUUUUUAUACACAUUUGGCUAUAAAAAAUUAAUUUUGUUUGUUGGCCGUAUUGCUGCAAGUAUAAUUAUAUUAUACUUUGUUCUGUAGUUCUGUGCAUUUUCCAACGUACUAGAGUGAGGGUUUUUUCAUCUACUAAUUAAAAAUAUUAUCGAAAUGGCUUCAAAUGAAACAAAAGACGAUAAUGUAAGAACACUCAACUACGACGAGUUAGAUGUGUAUAGUAAACUAGAAGUUAAACUUAAAGAACGUAAUAAAAUUAUAUGUCGCAAGGAAAUUACCCUGCCCUGCGCACAUGUUGAAGACACUGACCUUUCAGAUGUUUUGGAAGCUAGUAAUAUUCCUUCAGUUAGACCCAAUAAACAUUUGGAGGAUAAUGCACGAGCAAUUGGUACAUUAAUGGAUAAUAUUCGCAAACUGAAACGUACUUCAGAGAUGGAAAUGGAUUUUGUUAUCAAUGAAGGAAGAAAUAACAAUGAUGAGAUCAGUCAAACACUUGCACAACUUCGACAGCAGUCAGAAAAACUUUUUAAAAACAUUAUACAUACUCAAGUUGCUUUUAAUGAAUGUUUAAGUUUGACGGACAGUUUAGAAAACAAAGUGCAUAUAAAAAACCACACAAAGUUAAUUGAAAAAACUUGUAAAUUUGAUAGAGGACUAGAAUCAGUCAUUGGCUGUAACAAAGAUGAGUUAAGAAGACAUAUUGACAAAGACUUGAAAAUUGAAAAUGUCGAGGAAUUUAAAAAUGCAUACAAUGAAUUGGCCCAAGGGAUAUUAACUGAAACUUAUGACGCUGGUGUGAAAACAUAUAAAAACCACGAACAUUUAUUAGCAAUUCAACAAUUCAAUAAACCUAAUGAAGGAUUAAUUGCAGAAGAAUUGAUAGUAGGGAAGUUGGAUCCAUAUACAAAGCAACCAAUUACCAAACCAAUACGCAACAAAGUUUGCAAACAUAUAUAUGAUUUAGAAUCAGUUAAUCAAAUGUUCCAGAGUAAAAUGUUUGUAUCUUGUCCGUAUAUUGGAUGUGAAAACAAACGUUUUACAAAAGCUGAUCUGAAUAUUUCCGAGAUUAAUUAAUGAAUUAUGAUUUGUCUAACUGAAAAAAGGAACUGUAAUUUUUUUAUUUUCUGUUAAGAAAUACUUUUUGUGUUAUUUGUAUAAAUUGAUGUAAAAAAGAAGUUCAAUUGAGACUCAGGAUUACCAUGAUAAUAGUUAAUCACUAUUAUUUUUUAAACUUACAUUUAUAUAUACCUAAUUAAAGAAAAUUGAAUUAUGUAACACACUAUCACAAAAAGAGUACAUCCCAUUAAUGCAAGGUAUAUAACAUUAUAUAUUAUUUUCAUUUUCAUUUUAUAAAGGACAUUUUUUUUUUCUUUGUUGAAAAUUAUUAAAAUAAUAUACUAUUAAAUUAAAUUCA